Messenger RNA from Phasianus colchicus (ring-necked pheasant), 3316 nucleotides. Lineage: Eukaryota; Metazoa; Chordata; Aves; Galliformes; Phasianidae. The record is from RefSeq and is a predicted model, not a curated record.
GCGGGGCGAGGACAUGGCGCCGGGGAGCGCGGGGUCCCUGCCGCGUCCCGUCCCGAGCUGCCCUCCGGGGAUGGGCUCCGCCUUCAGCCCCCCCAGGCGCGGCAGGCGGGGACGCCUCUGUGAGCCGCUGUCCUGUGGGGCGGGGGGAGAGCGGGGCUACGAGCCCAAUUUUGGUGAUCGAGUGUAGGAAGACGUGCUAGGGGUUCCUGGAAUGCAGGGGUAUUUGGAAGCAGUGGGCUGAGAGGCAUCCUCCCCGUGUGUCAGAUCCUGCCGUGCCGUCUGGCUUGAGUGGUGCCUUCUGCAACUCCACCAGGCUCACCCUGAAGGAGGGACGUUCAUGUUUAGGAUCCUGACUACACGAACUUCACAAUGCCUAUUCUUGAACACCCAGCUUAUCCACCAGCUACUCUCCUUUGCUUGGAAAGUUUGGUGCCUUGUCGAGAAUCCCAAGUGUCCAUGUUGCUGUCAAUAUUUGGAGAGCGUCAGCAGUUGAGUUUUCCAUCCAUCUUUAUCUAUGGACAUACAUCUAGUGGAAAGACCUAUGUGAUGAAGACUCUUCUAAACACAUUACAGCUUCCUCAUGUGUUUGUGAACUGUGUGGAAUGCUUUACUUCACGACUUCUUCUAGAAGAAAUUCUCAUCCAGUUGCAAAAUGGUUCUUCUGAAACAAAACAAGCUUCUCCUGUGCCUUGUGAUACCUUCAAUGACUUUGUGCGUCUGUUUAAACAAGCUCUCGUGAGUCAAAAUCUUCAAGAUCAAACAGUAUAUGUUGUACUGGAUCGAGCAGAACAGCUAAGGGAAAUGGAAGCGAAUGUCCUGCCAGCAUUUCUUAGGCUUCAAGAAUUGACUGACAGAAAUGUGACAGUUAUCUUGCUUAGUGAAAUAGUAUGGGAAAUGUUCCGUCCAAAUACUGGAUGCUUUGAGCCAUUCAUCUUGUAUUUUCCUGAUUACAGCAUAGGACACCUGCAGAAGAUCUUGUCCCAGAAUCAUCCUCCAGAAUAUUCUGCAGAUUUCUAUUCUGCAUAUAUAAAUAUUCUGCUUGGCGUCUUCUACAUGGUCUGUAGGGACCUCAAAGAACUUCAGCAUCUGGCAGCACUCAAUUUUUCUAAAUACUGUGAACCAGUGGUCAGAAGAGAAGCAAAAGAACGCGACACUCGUAAACUCUGGAAAAAUAUUGAACCUCAUUUGAAGAAGGCAAUGCAGACAGUUUACCUCCGGGAAAUAUCCAGCUCACAGUGGGAGCGAUUACAGUGUGAAGAAGAACCUGGGCAGAUUAAAGGACUUUCUGCACACGCACACGUGGAACUUCCUUACUACUCCAAAUUUCUUCUAAUUGCUGCUUACCUUGCCUCCUACAAUCCUGUUAGGACAGAUAAGAGAUUCUUUCUUAAGCAUCAUGGGAAAAUUAAGAAGACCAACUUCAUGAAGAAACAUGAAAAGACCAGCAAUCACCUCCUUGGACCAAAGCCAUUUCCUCUGGACAGAUUAUUAGCAAUAUUAUAUAGCAUUGUGGACAACAGAGUUGCUCCAACUGCAAAUAUAUUUUCCCAGAUCACCUCCCUUGUGACUCUCCAGUUGUUGUCUGUGGUUGGCAACAAUGACCAGCUUGAUGGACCCCGAUACAAAUGUACCGUAUCCCUGGACUUCAUCAGAGCUAUUGCCCGGACUGUGAACUUCGACAUAAUAAAGUACUUGUACGAUUUCUUGUGAAAACAAGCUUCACAGCCAUAUGGACACUGUGACAAUGACUAAGGCAAGCUGUGUUCAUCUCUCUACUUAGCUGGCCAGAAAGAAGAGUAUUUUGGCUCUUUUGGAUUUGUCCAAACAGGUGCUGGCCCAGCAUGGAUUCUGAUGAAAAUAUUCUGAUUGGUCUGGGUAGAUCUGAGCAGAGGACUAUUUACCGGGGACCCUGGAGUAUUUGGAAGCAAUGUGUUAAUUAUAAACAGCAGGGUUUGAGCACAAUCUGUUCUACUCUUAAUGAUGUUAUCUUAACACUGAAAUUGCCUGAAACCCAUUUACUUAGGACUGCAUUUUGCUCUAUGAACUCUCCCCAGUGCUUUGAACAUGGCAGCAGCCCUUGUUUGUAUGCCCAGUCUUUUCACUUCCUCUCCACAGGAAUCUUUCCAAUUGCCUGCCAAAGUAGCUUUUCCUGAGGCUACCAUUUUAGGAGAGUGGAGUAGCGAAAUACAAUAAAUAUAAGAAAAUAUUUAAAAUCAAGCUGGUAUAAAUGCUUUCUCUUCAGUCAUUCGUAGGCAGUGUGUUACACUGUUAUCUGGAGAUCACAGUGAUUGGGAACUCCCAAUUAAUCAUCAUACUGUCCUUUUUCAGACCAUUCAUAAAUGUUAACUACGAAUCUAUUUUUAUGAUACUUGCUUUUAAAAACUCAUUAAUUCAUGAAAUUCUAACCUGAACUUGAAAGUUUUUUUUUUUCUUGAACAUUUUAAAUUUCCUUUAAGCUUAUCCAAUUCUGUAGAGUGCUAAUUAUAAUGCUGUUUUAAAGAAUAUAAUUUAAGAUGCACACUGUGGUGGUUUUUGUAACGAUGUCAGUCCUAUGGAGAAGUGUGGUACAGCUGCCGUUCCAUCAGAAAGGGAGAGGUUCAACAGUUGACAAAGUAUUCCUGUAGUGGUUGUCCAAGCAAGGUGUAACAAUGAAUAGUCAAUGUAGUUCUGUAACAGCACAAAGCUUUGAUUUUGGAAAUAUAUGGUGGAAUACAAUGAAACUGUGUUUAUCCACAGUUUACGAGCAGAGGUGUCCCAGCUGCUGUUACCUUUAUAGAGUAUUGAAAUCCAUUGGCCCACUUAAGGAUUAUUGACUUCAUAAAUGUAAAGUUUUUUUCACCAUCUUGAAGACUCAGGGUCCCAUAGCCUGUUAUUUGGAUAUUUCGUUCCUGAAUGCUUGCCUCUGACUCUUUCAUAGUAUAAGACCAUGCUACGUCGUGUGUUGACUUCUAUGGAUUUCUGAAAAGAAAAAUACACACUUGCCUUGAUAUUGGAGAUGGUCAAAUACCCUGAACAUGUGUAGCUCUUUCUCAUUAUUUUUUUUCCAAUUGUGAACAUGUAGCCAGGCUUCUGCUUCUGGAUUUGGACUCAGAUGAAGGAGUUCCAGGUGAAUCUAAGCAACAGAAGCAUCCUUCUGGCCAAGCUGUCAUUUCCCUCCUCAGGAGAAUGUGAAAGGGCAGCAAUGAGUCAUCUCUGUGAUCUGUUUUCCUUCCGACUGCUGAGCUACAUCAAACCCUGCACCUGUCCAUGAGGUGGCAACAUUUGUCACACUUGCUGAAAUAAAUGGAUGCAAAUACAUGACCUGUUUCAAAAUGUU